AUGGAAGGACCUAGCGAGACUAUUGAACUAUGUGAAGAAGAUGAUCGCUUAUAUGGGGACGAGAUCAAGUCGCUUUCUGAGAGGGAACAACAAUUAUUUAAAUUAAGAUUGCACAGACGACGGAAGCGGGAGGCUGACAAGUUGGUUACGUUGUCCCCUGAUCUCACAGAAGAAGCACUGACAAAUGCGCUUAAUAAAGAGCUUGAAGCAUACUUAACUUCUAAUGAACCUAUUAUAAUAUUUGCGAAAACAGUGUGGAAUUCUGUCCUAAUGUACUUUAAAGCUAAAGAUGGUUCGAAUUAUAAAGUAAGUUGACUUGUUUAUUGUAUUAUGUUUUUAGGGACAGAUUGUUGACUACUUCACAAACCAAUUCCUUCCACAAAUGUUAUCCAAAAUGACACAACAUGCUGACCAAGAACUACUGAGAAAUUCACUAAUAGAAAGAGAGUUUUAUGUAAUAAUGAUGCUUCAGACGUUAACUCAAAGGCCUUGUUUAUAUGAAAAGCUUAAAGUAAGGUGUAGUAAAUUUUAAUAACUUUAAAAGUUAAUUCCUAUUUUGAGGUUUAUCUAUCUUAUGGGUUCCCCAAGCCGCCUAAAACAAUUUAUGGACGAAGUGCUGUGUGAUGAGUAUGUUAAGUCAUUUUUAUAUUCAGUGUGUUUGUGUAUCCUUGUUUAUCUCGGUUUAUUUCAGAUUCUUCUUAACAUUGCCUUACUACUUGGUUGCUUUAUAUGAAGAUCUAGAGAUGACAGCUCCACUAGACUUGGCCAAGUACCGUUCGACAGAAUAUGUAAUGGAAGUAUUUAAUGACUUUGAGCCUUCUGCUAGCCGUCUUUUAAAUAUACUGAGCACUGUUGCCUUGAUGAGAGAAGGUGAGGAUCUGAAUACCUUGAAUCCAGCAAGUGACACCUUGAACAAUUCAUUUAUGGAGUCUGCUAAAGCUGGCUCGAUAGCUGGCUCAGCGGUGACUCAACGACCAGCUCGAUGUGUUCUAGAAACUCCGACUAAACAGACAAUUGAGGUUGCGGACAACGGCAUUGUCGAGCAGACUCCUAUACGACAGAUGACCAAGACCAACAACCUGGCGGCCAUGGGGGACCUGCUAGCGUCCAAGAAGACAGACUCCAGAAAACGGAAGGCUCCAGAUACGAAUCCCGGUUCUACGAAGAAGACCAAGCUGAACAUUGCCUCAGUCUUUUCCAGUUUUUUAUGA
Bursaphelenchus okinawaensis is the source of this 1211-nucleotide messenger RNA. The record is from the annotation of a GenBank genome assembly. Lineage: Eukaryota; Metazoa; Nematoda; Chromadorea; Rhabditida; Aphelenchoididae.